This is a messenger RNA of Trichomonas vaginalis G3, 813 nucleotides long. Its product is annotated as myeloid leukemia factor family. Lineage: Eukaryota; Parabasalia; Trichomonadida; Trichomonadidae. Bases 1 to 813 code for a protein of 270 amino acids. The record is from RefSeq and is a predicted model, not a curated record. The transcript has a single exon.
AUGAGUGAUUGGUUUAACGAUCCUUUCUUCGAUGAAACAUCAAACUCCAAUGAUAUCUUCGCCCAUGCAAACGAAAUGUUCAGAGGAAUUGACAGACAUUUCCAACAAAUGAUGAAAGAUCAAUUUGACCUCAUGGGCCCAAUGCUUGGUUACGAUAAAGACUAUGAUUCUAACCGUCCACGGAUAGGAAUGAACAAUACCAACAACAACUCUCGUAGUCGUGUUGAAGAAGUUGAUGCCAAUGCAGAAACUUCGGGUUCCAGAAGCGGCAAAUCACCAAAGGUUGAGGAGCCAGAUGAUUUCUCUCGCUCAAAUACAAGAAACCGUUCAUCCAAGGUAAAUCUUCCAAGAGAACAGAAUCAUGAAUCAUUCUUCUCUGGAUUCGGCGAUGAUGACUUUUCUAAUGGCAAGUCAUACUGCUACUGCUCAUCUCAAGUUAGCUAUAUGAAUGGUGAUGGCACAGUAAACAUGAAGAGGAAGGAUACUGACUCUACAGGUAAGACACAUAUGGCUGAGAUGCGCCGUAUGGGUGAUAAGACCGUAGUUUAUGAUAGAAAGGUUGACUCCGAUGGUAAGACUACUGAUUCAAGAAAAGUCCAUGGAAUGAAUGAUGACGAAGUAGAUAGCUUUAACCAGAAGUGGGAUUCAAAGGUAAAGGAUGAUCCAUUCCUUAGCCACAUGAGUAGAAGAGGUGCAAAUGGAAUCGGAUACUCGUCUAGCAAGAGAGAUUCCAAUGCUCUUGGCUACGAUACAAAGAAAUCAUCUAGCCGAGAAAAUAGUUCUCAUAGCUCUUCUCGUCAUUCAAAACAUUGA